CAAAAAGCGAACAGUUCACAGCGCAGUGUCCCAUUUAGUGUGUGAUCGUCAAGGAGUUCAGUCUUCGGUGUUUUAACGUUCCCGUUUUUCUGUGCUAAAAAGAAGCAGAAAAAAGAAGAGUGAACGAUUUUAAUUGUUGAGAUCCAGCAGCUGGACGAAAAGACUACUUUUUUCUGGGAAAAACCAGAACAGUUUUUAAAACUAAUAAGCCAACGUCAACGGCUAACAAAACCUUUUUGUUAAAAACUUGAUAACAAAAACCAGCAACAUGAGAGAAAUCGUUCACAUCCAAGCCGGUCAGUGCGGAAACCAAAUUGGAGCCAAGUUUUGGGAAAUCAUCUCCGAUGAGCACGGAAUCGACGCCACCGGCGCAUACCAUGGUGACUCUGACCUGCAGCUGGAGCGCAUCAACGUGUACUACAACGAAGCGUCUGGCGGUAAAUAUGUACCACGUGCCGUGCUAGUCGAUCUGGAACCAGGCACCAUGGAUUCAGUCCGCUCGGGCCCAUUCGGACAGAUCUUCCGCCCGGAUAAUUUUGUUUUCGGACAGUCUGGUGCCGGCAACAACUGGGCCAAGGGACAUUACACUGAAGGUGCCGAACUGGUUGAUUCAGUGUUGGACGUGGUGCGCAAGGAGGCCGAAUCAUGCGACUGCCUGCAGGGAUUCCAGCUGACUCACUCGCUCGGAGGUGGUACCGGAUCCGGUAUGGGAACACUGUUAAUCUCAAAAAUCCGCGAGGAAUACCCCGACAGAAUUAUGAACACAUACUCAGUUGUCCCCUCGCCCAAAGUAUCAGACACCGUUGUGGAACCGUACAACGCCACGCUAUCCGUGCAUCAGCUGGUCGAGAACACCGAUGAAACGUACUGCAUCGACAAUGAAGCCCUCUAUGACAUCUGCUUCCGCACCCUGAAACUCACGACUCCUACCUACGGCGAUCUGAAUCAUCUUGUCUCGCUGACAAUGUCCGGAGUUACCACCUGCCUGCGUUUCCCUGGUCAACUGAACGCCGAUCUGCGAAAACUGGCCGUCAAUAUGGUACCAUUCCCGCGUCUGCAUUUCUUCAUGCCUGGCUUCGCUCCACUUACCUCCCGUGGCUCGCAACAGUACCGUGCUCUGACCGUUCCAGAACUGACCCAGCAGAUGUUUGAUGCUAAGAACAUGAUGGCGGCAUGCGACCCACGACACGGACGAUACCUGACUGUUGCCGCCGUCUUCCGUGGCCGCAUGUCGAUGAAGGAAGUCGACGAACAGAUGCUGAACAUUCAGAACAAGAACAGCAGUUACUUCGUCGAAUGGAUUCCGAACAACGUCAAGACCGCCGUCUGUGAUAUUCCUCCACGAGGAUUGAAGAUGUCUGCCACCUUCAUCGGAAACUCGACCGCCAUCCAGGAGUUGUUCAAGCGUAUCUCCGAGCAGUUCACCGCUAUGUUCCGUCGUAAGGCUUUCUUGCAUUGGUACACUGGCGAGGGUAUGGACGAAAUGGAGUUCACUGAAGCCGAGAGCAACAUGAACGAUCUGGUGUCCGAAUAUCAGCAAUACCAGGAGGCUACCGCCGAUGAGGAUGCCGAAUUCGACGAAGAACAGGAGGCUGAAGUUGAUGAAAAUUAAAUCAAGCUCUCAAACACAAAUCCAUCGACCUGACCUCCUUACUUAAUCCUCUCCCUAGAAACUCUUCUCUCAUUCCAAGUCUCUGUUCCUGUGCUCUUUACCGUUUUCCUUCCACUGAUUUCCUCUCCCUAUCACUAUACGAAACCAGAUAAGAGAGAACGCAACGUUCUUUUCCCGGAAAGAACCACGAAAAGUGUCAAUCACAGAGUGAAAAGCUACUAGAAAACAUGAGACAAAAGUGAAGAACAGGAAGUCGCAUGCAAACCUAAAACACUCAACAACUAAAACAAAAGCAGCAGGAUAAAAGUCGCAAAUUUGUAACCACUGCCAGCUCAGCAAAAGAAAAAUAAAAGUGAACAAAUUUAAAAAAAACCCAA
This is a messenger RNA of Topomyia yanbarensis, 1989 nucleotides long. RefSeq names its product tubulin beta-1 chain. Gene Ontology annotation, biological process: microtubule cytoskeleton organization; mitotic cell cycle. The transcript is spliced from 2 exons. The record is from RefSeq and is a predicted model, not a curated record. Bases 269 to 1612 code for a protein of 447 amino acids. Lineage: Eukaryota; Metazoa; Arthropoda; Insecta; Diptera; Culicidae. Gene Ontology annotation, molecular function: GTPase activity; GTP binding; structural constituent of cytoskeleton. Gene Ontology annotation, cellular component: microtubule; cytoplasm.